UAUAACUCUCUUUACUUUGAGUUCUUCUUUUGUUGUUAAACAACAAGACAUGGACUUACUGCAUGUUCUCAUCUUGUUCUUGUUGUGUUUUACUGUUCUUGGUUUGCAACAAGAUGAGAGGCUUAUUAGUUGGAAUGAUUUGGUUUUGAAUGAUAGAGUGAGUUCAGAGAGUGAAUCAUUGAGAAACAGAGUGAUUUCUGUUUCAAAGGAUGGGAAUGGAGAUUCAGUUACUGUUCAAGGAGCAGUUGAUUUGGUUCCUCAUGGGAAUAAUCAAAGAGUGAAGAUCUUUAUAUCACCAGGAGUUUACAGAGAGAAGGUUUUAGUACCAAGCACAAAACCUUACAUUUCCUUCAUCAGUAAAGGAAGCAGUGAAACAGUUAUUGCUUGGAAUUCUCAAGCAUCGGAUCUGUUAUCGAAUGGACAGACAAUAGGCACACUUAAUUCGGCUUCGGUUGCUGUCGAAGCUGAUUAUUUUUGUGCUAAUGGUAUCACUUUCAAGAAUACAGCACAAGCCGCGCAACCGGGAGCAGUAGGAAUGCAGGCGGUGGCGCUUAGACUAUCGGGCGAUAAGGCGGUGCUAUAUCGAUGCCGGAUAUUGGGGAAUCAAGACACAUUGUUUGAUCAUCAAGGCCGGCAUUUGUUCAAACAAUGUUACAUAGAAGGUUCCAUAGAUUUUAUAUUUGGAAGUGCAAGAUCAUUGUAUCAGGGAUGUGAAUUGCAUGCUGUUGCACAGAGUUACGGUGCAAUUGCUGCGUCGCAGAGGAGUUCGCCUUCGGAUGAUUCGGGCUUUUCGUUUACUGAUUGCAAGGUUACCGGCUCGGGAUUAGUGUAUCUUGGAAGAGCUUGGGGAAGGUAUGCAAGAGUAGUGUAUUCAUUUUGCCAAAUUGAUGGAAUUAUACUGCCUCAAGGAUGGGAUGACUGGGGUGAUCCUUCGAGGAGAGGGACAGUGUGGUUUGGAGAGUUUGAGAACACGGGGAGCGGCGCCAAUUUGAGCCAACGGGUUCCAUGGGCAAGAUCACUUAAAAAUGAUGAAGCUAAGCCUUUCCUCGAUCAAAAUUACAUCGACGGUGAUCAGUGGGUGAAGUUGUAGAGUCUAUUUCCAUGUUUAAACUUGCCGUGUCGUGAAAAACACAGUUUAAUAGGAUUAAAUUAACCGAUGAACAUAUAUCUGCUAACUAUGAAUUGUCAGAGCAGUUACUGAUAUAGUGUGUGCAGAAAUGAUGAGAAGUUAUUUAAUGUUGCUGAUGAGAGGAAAUCAUUCAUAGGAUUCAGAGUUGUUCAUUGUGAAAAUGAAAGCUCUUCUGAAAACAUCAACAUCUUCAGAAGGCACGCCUGUUUGAAAAAAGACGAUUAAAAAUACACAAUUUACAUAACAAAAUUGUG
Dioscorea cayenensis subsp. rotundata (Guinea yam) is the source of this 1383-nucleotide messenger RNA. RefSeq names its product pectinesterase QRT1. The record is from RefSeq and is a predicted model, not a curated record. Bases 50 to 1090 code for a protein of 346 amino acids. NCBI's taxonomy places the organism in Eukaryota, Viridiplantae, Streptophyta, Magnoliopsida, Dioscoreales, Dioscoreaceae. The transcript has 5 exons. Gene Ontology annotation, biological process: cell wall modification. Gene Ontology annotation, molecular function: pectinesterase activity.